CCGAAGCAUGUGAUAAGCGAGGUUGGUGCGGGGGGCAGCGUGGGCGACUGCCCGAUGACGUCACACAGGAAGAGGGGCGGCCGCUACUCAAUCAAUGUUUACUUGUUAUUUACACGCGACCCAGUACACUCGCACAUUCCACUCGCAUCGGCUGAUUGCCCAUCCUCCAGCCGUCUAAGUGCAUUUAAAGUUGUGUUGCAUUUCCCGCAUGUAAAGUGCAUGUGGUGUGUAUCUCUUUGAUGCUAGUACAUAACAUUUGUAGAGAACAGCUGUGAAUAAUUUGUAAGCGACUAUGAAUUAAAAUGCUAUUGAGAUCUCGUGAAGCAGAAUUGGAGCAAGUGCGUUUGCUUCUAUACAAAGAGUGUGAUAGACGUGGAAGAAGAGUGCUUUUUGAUUCGUCGACAAUAGAAAAGUUACCAGCUAAUAAAAAUGAUGUGCCAGAUUACGGAGAGACCAGGAAGUUGCCAUGUAUCGUGGAGGUGGUGGAUGGAUUUAAAUAUCUGUAUAAGGGACCAGCAUCAGACGCGGGCAUGCUCGGUGAGAUGAUAUUCGGCGCUGUCGCUAUGAACUGCAAGAGCGUGUCAUUCAAAAUCCACAUCAUGGACGACCCGAAAAGGUUGAUGUGUACAAAGAUGUUCUUUGUCCCGAACUCCCGGCGGAUCAGUCGGGCGGAUCGCAAGACGGAUAUCAACGCUAAUGUUACCAGCGAGUUACGGAGUUGUUCCACUCCUCUGAAUAUGCCGUUGCGGGAGGAGGGAGUGUCAUUAAGCUUCUCGAUUGAUAGAGGAGAUUCUGGUUUCUAUGGCGACCAUUCGUACAGUACUAUUGGUUCGAAUGUCGAUUUCUUCUCGAUGCUGGACACGUGGGAUGGAAACAUGCAAUCUGAAUAUUCGUUUACAUCGUCGCCCGGCCGCAAGCUGAGCUCGAGCGGCAGCUGGCAACGCAGAACGUUCCAGAGCAUGGCCACUCGAUUCGAUCUCACCUCCACGUCGCUUCGAGUUCCAACGGUAACGACCGUGUCUAGUAAUGACUCGCAGAUGUACAGCAAUAGCGUGACAAGCGGGACAAGUGAUAGCCUCGCGAGUUCGUCGGUGAUGUCUCGAAGGACCAAAUUGGGCUUGGCACUUUUGAUCACUGUGGCUGAGAGUGCUGAUAUGGAAGUGAUCCGUCGCUGCGUGCAACAUUCCAACCAACUGCAGUCGCUCGUGUGUCGACUGCGACUGGCGACGCUCAGAGCGGGCGCGGAACGAAAAUUCGUGUCUACCCUACAUGCGGCUACGGAAGAUGCGGUUAGAUGGUUAUCAGACCUAAUGUUCGGUGCACGUUUGCAGCCGGUAUGGUUGAACCUAGUCACCAGCGAGCAAAGACAGAGGAAUAAGAUAGCUGAUACACUUCUAUCGGAUCUGUGUUCUGUCAUCAGUGUGGGAGACACGAAGAGUACUAACUUUUUCAUCAGCACUCUCCUGACUCACGUGCUCACGUAUCAUCUUGGUUGGGUGACGACCGUUAGUCCUUACGAUACAGUUGACCCAACCAAGCUCCCAGCAAAGCGAGAUUUCCAAAGAACUUACAACGCACUGUGGGCGCAGUUGGGUGACCUCUGCGGCAGUAUCGGCUUCCCGCCAAGAACUGCCAGGACUAUUGUCGCGGGAUCCACCAAUAGGCAAUUCAUUACCAGACUUUUAAGUGUCUUAACAUACUUCAUGCGGUGUGGCGACGUGAAGAGAAACGAUUUUGUGUACCAAGACUUUGACCACAGUCAAAGCAGAGUGAUGUGUGUUAAAAGAACAGAAAAAUCUUUCAUGGAAAGCUUAGAAGUGUGUUCAGUGCAAAAUGUCAGUGGUAGUGAUAGUACGUUGUGUAAUAAAGACAAUUUAACGAUUACGUGCAAUGAUACGGUGUCGAGUGAUAACCAGAAGAGUUUGUUGAGCGCGGUCGAAGUUGGCCUCAAAAAAUCCACAACAGUCACUAAUUUAAGUCAAAAGCUCUCUAAACCAGAAUAUGCUUUAGAUUCUAGUUCUCGUUUGAGUAACGCGUCAAAGGGUAAUCAAAUGCGCAGAAAUCCUUCAAUAAUGAUCUCGUUCAAAGACUCUUCAGAUUCGAGUGAGAAAUCAUCCGUGUCGGACCAGAGUGAUGUGGAUAACAAAGUGUUGUUUGUGCUCGGUGAUAAUGAGAAGCUAAUCGGUUUGAAGAAUAAAUCUGGCGGUAAAAGCGUGAAAAAGUCAUCGAAAGUUCCGACCGAGCCUGUCAACUCGGAACCUCCGACGACGGGAACGGAAGAGAAAAAAGAGGACUGCACUGAAAAUUGUAAUCGUAACCAGCCCAACGGCAUCAGCAGUGCGAAGUGCUGCAACCAAACGCUUCAACAUUCCAAACCUAUCAAACAUUCCGGUUUUAAGUUCGAGUUCGAUAAGUAUCCACAGAUAGUGACCAAUUAUAUGAAGAGCAAAAACUUAGAGAUUCUAGAUAGACACUAUAUCGGGAAACCGGGGAACUUGAAGUUGGACAAUUUCCAGUUCGAUCCGACGGUCGUGCCGCAGAUACAGGAGGAGACGUGCGAGACUUGUUACAAAUGCCAAAUGAUGGAGUCUUUGCUGCAGACGCCUACGAAUGCUUCGGAAAUGGAAUACAUGAAUGAUAUGCCGAGACAAGCGGAGCCGCAAUACGCGAAGGAAACGAUCGUACACGAGCCAGAGAAACAUAGAGAGCUAUCGCCUAAAACAUUCGUUAGGAAGAGGAAAGAAAACACAGUUAUCAUUAACGCUAAGAAAAACGAGAGGAAAGAGAAAGAUGUAGUAGAAGUUAGUAAGAGAGAGACAGUAGAUGUUAAAGAAGUGAUAGAAUUUCCCUUGACGGGGAUAAGUUUUAAGACUGCACUGCAAGUUCGUUCCGGUUUCGAUGUGUCGCUACUGGGAGGAGUCACCGACCAUUAUGUACCUGAUUUAAUUUUACAAGGGACGCUAGCAAGUCCAAAAGUGUGGGAAGCAGAUUUGAAGAGAGAUUUAGAUUUGACUUUGUACCUGAAUAAAACUUUAGAUUCGCCGAUGCAGGCGGUUGCCAUUAUUGGAGAUACGAAUACGUGGGAAGUUCGUGUGGUGGGUCGUGGUGUUGGAUGCGGUGGGCUGUCGCCGCUGGUGGGCGGCAUGCUUGACGCUCUGCCGGCUAUGCGCCGAGCUUGCGUGCCACCGCAUCAGUGCCUCCUCUUCCUAGAGAGCAAGUUACGCGAAUUCUGCGUGCUAUCCAAGACCCUCGCAGAUAUGCUGAUGUCAACAGAUUUCUGCGAUAUAACAACACUCACGAAGUCUCUCAACAUCGAUGUUAAUGAUGUGCCUCUGUUACUAGCGGUAGCAACUACACAUACUCCACAAGUGGCAGCGAGAUAUGGUAUUAGUUAUAGGUAGAAAAUGGAUUAAAAAUUCUGGGUGGUUCUUGUAUGGUACAGGGUAAAGUCAAGAUAAUUGGCCCGUUAUUUGUUUGGUAAAUUAAGAAAAACAUAUUUUACAACAGUUAAGGUGAAUAUUCUUAGUGAUUGUAACUAUGGAUCACAUAAAUUUUGGUGAUCCACAAAUUUGUAAAAUGUUUUAAAAUUAUUUAUUUAAUUACAAUGAAGCAAUUUUACGUUGUUAGAUCAUAAACAAUGAAACGAUGUGAAACUCAUGAAUAACUGUCCAUUUAUUUAGAUUUUACCUUAUACCCGAUGUUUCCAUUAUAAAAUUGAACUUAAAAUAAAUGUGAUAUUACAGUCACGAUCAUUAUUUUUAACUGUCUCUUCAAUUGAUUAUAAACCUUUUCCUUUUGGUUUAAAAAUUGUAAUUCUCGCAAUCGUUAGUGGUCGGAAAAAAAACAAAAUUUAUUAGCAUAUUUAUAAGACUCAAACACAAUUUGUUUUAUCCGAGUCUAUUGUUAAUUAUUCGUGUAAAUAUAUGAAUAAAAAUUUUAAAAAUAUAUUUGAAAUUAUUUAUUGUAAUAUAAAAAUGUAUCAAUUUCGUCGGAAUGUAUAAAGUUGAUAAGCCAUGUGUAAGAUUCAUUAAAAUUAAUUAUUGAAAAUCGGAAGAGUUAAAAAGUAUUAGGAAUAUUCAAUUAUUUAUAUACAUCAAUAAAUUAUAUAAUAUAAUAAUCGUGUUGUAUGAUUUGAAAGUGUUAAAAGCUAUAUUGAUUAUGAAAUGUAUAAAAUUAAUUUUAACUAGUAUACUUUAAAGCAUUUUUAACUUUUAAAAAGUUGUAAGAUGUGACGUCUAUUUUAAGGUAAUAUCUGUGAUUUCAGUAUAUUUAUUGUUCAUAGGUAAGAAUCUUAAUGUGUAGCCAUAUAAUUUUUAAACUUACACAACUUGCUGGUUGAAUUUUGUAUAUUACAUUUUUUAAAAUUAUCCCAAGUUUUAAGCAAAAUUAAUUCAUAUUAUACUGGUUAUAUUUUAAGAUUCUUAACCUCUUUCGUAUCCGUUUAUUUUAAUAGACUCAAGAGUGUUUGUAUUGAGCAUGAUUUUUAAUCUGUGUAACUUCUGAUUUAUGGUCUUAGAGCAGAGUUAAAAAUAUAUUAUCUGUUAUCUAUGCAAUGUAUAGAAACUUUUUAUGUGAAGAUUUGCAGUAUGGUGGGGAUUUUAAUUUAUUUUUAAUUAUUUAGGCUUUUGAGAUAUUCAGGCCUUGUUUUUCUUUAGCAAAUUUUGUGACCCAUAUUCCAUCUCAUGUAGGCGCAUAAUAUUUUAAAAUACAUGAUAGUAAAAAGUUUAGUAAUAAAAAAUUUAAAUUUGAUUUAUAUUUAUUAUUUUACUCAAAUCAUGUACCUUAAAAUAAGUGGAUAUAAGUUAUAAAGUAUAUCUUGUGAUGUAACAAAUUUUAUUGAUAUUUUUAUACGUUUUAGUCGAUUAAUAAAUUAUUUUUUCAUAUUGAAA
Colias croceus (clouded yellow) is the source of this 4889-nucleotide messenger RNA. RefSeq names its product folliculin-interacting protein 2. NCBI's taxonomy places the organism in Eukaryota, Metazoa, Arthropoda, Insecta, Lepidoptera, Pieridae. The transcript has 13 exons. Gene Ontology annotation, cellular component: cytoplasm. Bases 303 to 3401 code for a protein of 1032 amino acids. The record is from RefSeq and is a predicted model, not a curated record. Gene Ontology annotation, molecular function: protein-folding chaperone binding; ATPase inhibitor activity.